AUGUCGGAACCGCUGCUGGAGUCAAACAACCACCAGGCCCCAUCGGGCCCCGCCUCGUCGACUUCUUCCUCAUCGUCGCCGGCGCCGCCAUCAUCGGGAGUAGAGCCAAAGAGGAGCCCAGGCUCCGGCAUUGCCCUGUCGUUUGACGAGAUGCCCACGUCCAAGAACGGCGCUGGCGGGGACUGGACCACGGUCUCGUCGUUUUCCAUGUCGUCGCUCCAGGACACGGCCACGGCCAUUCUGGCGGCGCAGCAGCCCAACCAGCAGCUGCAGCAGCAGCAGCAAUGGCCUUCAGGAGGAGCAGGAGGAGGAGCUGGCGACGGCGAGAAGGAGGGCCUGUCGAGGAGGCAGUCGAGCACAGGCCACCAUGGCGAGCGGCACAUGUGGACGCCCGAGGAGACGCAGGCACUCGUCGAUGGCUGCAACAAGCACGGCAUUGGCAACUGGAAGACGAUUCUCAACGACGACGACUUCAAGCCCGUCUUUGUCGACCGCACGCCCGGCGACCUCAAGGACCGCUUCCGGACCUACUUUCCCGAUGCCUACCACGAGCUGUACCCCAACGCAAAGACGCACAUGAGCCGGGCUGUUCGGAGCAAGAACCCCGACGGCAAGAGCAUCUUUGAAAAGGGCAAGACCAAGGAGCGCAGGCCCUUUUCGGCCGCCGAGGACGAGGUGCUGCGGCGCGGGUACGAGCAGCACGGGUCGCACUGGGCCAUCAUUGCGCGCGACGCCGUCUUUGAGGGCAAGCGCAAGUCGACGGACCUGCGCGACCGCUUUCGCAAUGCGUUCCCUAGCCUGUACGAGCAGGCGGGGUACAAGCCCCGGAGCAAGGCGCCCAAGAAGGAGCGCCGGCAGAGCAGCAGCACGUCGUCGAGCGUCGCGCAGCUGCCGCCCGAGUGGGGCGCCAACCUGGCGGCGACGCUCGCUGCCUCGUCUGCCCAGUCCGUCCUUGGCUCGUCGUCCCUGUCGCCACAGCAGCAGCAGCAGCAGCAGCAUCAACAGCAAGUGCAUCAGCAGGUGCAGCACCAGCUGCAGCUGCAGCUGCAGGCCCAGUCGUCUGCCCCCACGGCGAUGCAGGCCCACCACCAUCGGCCAGCCUACUCGUCGACAGCCUCGACGGCCUCGACGAUCUCGCAGUCUGCCUCGGCCGAGGUGAGCAUGAGCGAGCAGAGCGACAGCGAGUUCAGCGACUAUGCCGUCGACCACCACCACCACCAGCGCCAUGCCAAGGACCGCUCGGGAGGAAGCUUUGCGAGCAGCAGCAGCAACCUCAGCGCGCCCUCGCUCCAGCGCUCCCUCUCGAGCACCUCCAACGGCGCCGGGGCUGCCGCUGCCGAUGCGCCGCGCCACGACCACCAGCAGGAGCUCCAGAGGCAGCAGCUGCAGCAGCACAUUGGCUUCACCUCGCUCAUGAUGCCCGCUGGCGCUGGGCCAUCGAGCAAGCCGGCAGCUUCGCCGUCGUCUGCUUCGGCAGCGGCGGCAGCAGCAGGAGCAGGAGCGGCAGGAGCAGCAGGAGCAGCAGGAGCAGCAGGAGCAGCAGGAGCAGCGGGGACAGCGAUGCCAGCGACGGGGCUGAGACGGACGCAGAGCUCAAAGAAGACGUCGACAAAGGUGGCAUCGCACGACAUUGGCUGCGAGGCUGCUGCUUCUGUCUCUCGCUCCGCGUCGAAGCGCGCACACAAGGAGCACCUCGAGCAGCACGCAGCCGCACGUCGGUUGCAGCAGCAGCAGCGCCUCGCCCAGCAGCAGCAGCAACUACAACAACAACAGCAACAGCAGCAGCAGCCGUCGAUGCAGCAGACGAUGCAGCAGUCGAUGCAGCAGUCGAUGCAGCUUGCGGCGAUGCAGGGCGCUACUCAGCAACAGCAGCAGCAGCAGAGACCGCCGCUGGAGCACAGCCUGAGUGCUGGAUGGACGCCCCGCUUCACCUCGUGGCUCCAGGCGUCGAGCAGCGACGGCCAGAACGACCUGUCGGCGAUGGACCUGGACCAGAUGGACUCGAUGAUGCAGAACCACUCGGCCACCGAGCUGCUCCAGGGCACCUUUCCCUCGUCGGCCGCUGCGAUGCACGCUGCCCAGACCGGGCAGACGGGCGGAGCGAGGGGCACGAAGUCGCCGACGGACGGGGAGGAGGAGGAGGAGGAGGAGGAGGCCAUGAAUGUCGAUGGUGGUGGUGGUGUUGGUGGUGGCGCUGCUAGUGGUGCGCCGACGCGACCGCUCAGCUGGCAGGGCGAUGGCGGCGGCAGCGGCGGCGGCUCCUUUGGCCCGUCGGACUUUGGCCUCGGCGCCAUCCCGGCAAAGGCCCUCUCUGUCGCUUCGUUCCAGGACCUGCUCGACCCCGUCGGCAAUCCUUCGUGGGCUGCAGCGGCCGCCAUGGCGAGUGCGAGCCAGGGCCAGGGCCAGGGUCAGCAGCAGCAGCAGCAGCAGCAGGCUGCGCUUGCCUCGCCGCCCGAGCUCAGCCAGGGCCUCAGGCGAGACCACGAGCACAACCAGUGGGCCGGCGACCUCCUUCACCGUGGUCCGGCGGCAUUCGAGGGCCUCGACUUCAACGAGGCGCCCCCGGCCGACUUUGUCAGCAUGGCCUCGAUGCAGCAGCAGCGGCAGCUCAACCAGCAGAAUGCCAACGAGCAGCGACAACAGCCGCCGUCGCAGCCGCCUAGGCAGCAGCAGCAGCAGGGGCAGCAGCAGCGGUCGCACUCGAGCCAGCGACAGGCGCAGAACCAGCAGCAGCAGAGCCAACAGCAGCAGCAGCAGAACCAGCAGCAGCAGCGAGACGAGCGCCAGCCGCGGCCUGGGUCAGGGAGCGCCGAGCCAGGCACGCCGUCGGUGCACGAGCUCCUCAGUCGCAGCGGCGCCACGCGGCGGAUGAGCAACCCACCGCGGGGCUUGCUGCCCCAGUCUGCGGCCGCCACGCUGGGCGCCAGCGCCGAGCUGAGCGAGAUGAUGCUCCAGUCGGCCUACCGAAACAACCCAUACCCAUACCCUUACUCGGCCGACGACCUCUCGCUCACCCUCUUUCCCAGCCUGGUCCAAGGAUACCCGUCCACGCCUUCGGAUCUGUUCGCUACGUCUGUCGGCGCCACAGCACAGGCUGCAGGCCAGACGCCGAGCCAGACUCAGGCGCCGUUCCAGGCCACCACACCCUCGUCGCCAGCGAUCCGCAGGAGGCGGUCUACGGAUGCGCUGGGCGAGGCCAUGCUGCUCAGGAGCCAGCAGCAGAGCGACGACGAGCAGUGGAACUUUAUCAGGCGCGCCCAGCAGCAGCAGCAGCUCUGGCAGCAGCAAUUCCAGCUCCAAAACCAGUCGCAGCUCCCGUCUCAACCCCGGUCUCAAUCGUCGCAGCUUCAGCAGGGGCGGCAGCAGGGGCAGCUGCUGCAGCCGGGACUGGACGAGAUCAGGGAGCGAGGCGGCGGAGGCGGCGGCGGCAGCCACAGCGCCCGCUCGGCCUCGGUGGCUUCGCACGACCCCGAGGACGGCUCGGCUGCCGGCGGCGGCGGCACGAGCAGCACGGCUGGCAGCAGCGUGGGCGCGCUGCAGGACGACGAGGCGAACGGCGUCCUCGCCUCCUAUGCCGAGUCUCUCCCCGACCUCUCGUCGACGGCCUUUGACUUUGGCCUCUCGUCGGCCAGCCAGACGGGCCCCGGCUCCACCUCGUCGUGGCCCCAGGGCAACCUGGCGCUCAUGUCGUACGACGACAUGGAUUUGCCCUCGUUUCUGGGCCGGUCGCCAGUCCCACACCAUGCGCCCCUCAGCCCGCGCGCGCUCGCCAACUCGCUCGACAUCGGCGCCUGGAGCACGGCGCUCAAUGCUGCCGCCGACGACCGAGGCCAGCAGCAGCAGCAGCAGAAUCCAACUCAAUCGUCACCCUCGACGACGUUCCACAACGGCGGCGGCAAAGCGUGGAGCGUCGAGCCCGAGUCGGGUCGCCAGGCAAUGUCCACCGUCGACGCGCGUACGCCUGCUUCGGUUGCGCAGGCACCGCCCGUGUCCGACUCGUCGCACCGUGCCCAGGCGCCCUCAUUGGCGUCGUCAUCGUCUGCUUCGGCCUCGGCCUCGUCUGCCUCGUCGUCCUCGAUCUCCUCGCGCGACCCUUCCCCUGCGCCGCCGCCGCUCCGCCAGCGCUCGUCGCUCGACCUCUCGCGCUUUGCGACGCUGACGCCGAACGACCCCAACGGCCUCUCUCACGCCGGCCUGGAUGGUGAGCUGGACGACGGCGAGAUGGAGGACGACGAGGCUUCAGACGACGACGACGACGAAGACGACGAGGAUGGCGACGGCUACGACGAGGACGAAGAAGACGGCGAGGAGGAGGGCAUGAGCGACACGGGCCAUGCCCUCAAUGGGCUGGAGCGCCUCUACCUCGAGCGUCUCACCAACUCCCUCGGCCGACAGGGCCAAAGCCAGGGCCAGGGGGGCCAGGGAGCGUCCGACGAGCUCGUCGCCGCCAUGCUGCGCGACCGCCGCGAUCGCGCCUCGGCCAGCGAGAGCGACUCCUCGCAGCAGCUCCCCGCCUGGUGGACCAGGAUAGCCGAGCGCGGAGGCGCCGCGCACGACGCCGCCCGCGGCGGCUACGAGAGCGUCUGA
This is a messenger RNA of Acaromyces ingoldii, 4587 nucleotides long. RefSeq lists its product as hypothetical. The record is from RefSeq and is a predicted model, not a curated record. The coding region runs from base 1 to 4587 and encodes 1528 amino acids. The transcript is spliced from 2 exons. NCBI's taxonomy places the organism in Eukaryota, Fungi, Basidiomycota, Exobasidiomycetes, Exobasidiales, Cryptobasidiaceae.